AUGACGCUUACAGACUCUAUACGUAUCCUGACUCCUUCGCCAAUCCUAGGCUACGGGUAUCCCGAGCAAGAUUUGUGGCGUGGAGUGACAGAAUACCAUGCGGACGCGAUCAUCGUUGAUGGGGGAAGUACUGACGGCGGACCAGAUGACCUCGCUCUGAACCAUACUGUCGUUUCAAGGGAGAUGUACGAGAGGGAUCUAUCACCCAUGAUCGAUGCUGUCUAUCACCAUGGCGUGAAGCUUUUGAUUUCAUCCGCUGGAGGAGCCGGCCCCAAAGCGCACGUAGACUUCAUAAUCGAGAUCAUCACUCAACUUGUCAUGGAGAAACAAUACAGUCUAAAGGUUGCGGCCAUUUACUCGGACGUUUCAAAGGAGACUGUGUUGCGGAAACUGAAGUUGGGUCAAAUCGAACCUUGCGGCGACAUUCCUCAGCUUGUGGAGGAGAAAAUUCAUAUAUCAGAUCAGAUUGUAUGUCAAGUUGGAUACGAACCAUUCUUAAAAGCUCUCCAAAGCGAGCCCGACAUCAUCGUUGGCGGCCGAGCGUACGAUCCCGCACCAUUCAUUGCCUACACGCUGCACAGACUCGGGCAUGAGGCAAGACCUACAGCAUGGCACAUGGGCAAGAUCAUGGAGUGUGGCGGUAUCUGCGCUAUACCGAAAGGCAAGGUCAUCCUGGCGACGGUGCGGCGCGACGCGUUCGAGCUGCUGCCAAUGAACCCCGACACUCGGUGUACGGAGCUUUCGGUUGCUGCACACACGUUGUACGAGAAGACUCGACCGGACCUCUUGGCUGGGCCGGGUGGACUCUUGGACAUCAGAGCAGCAACGUAUACUCAGAUCAGCGAUCGUGCGGUCCGAGUAUCAGGAGCAAAAAUCGUGGAAAAGCCGGUCGCGCUCAAGCUCGAAGGUGCUCGACAAGUUGGUUUCAAGACGGUGUUUUUAGGAGGUAUCAGAGAUCCUAUUCUGAUCAGUGGUAUCGAGAGCUUCACCGUCAAGACAUGGGAGAAUACAGCAGACAUGUUCCCCGUGCUCCGAAGCGAGCCAGAUACGCACAAGCUCUUGUGGAAGUUCUACGGAAAAAAUGCAGUCAUGGCCCAUCUUGAACCCAACGUCAACGCUUCCAUCCACGAAAUUGGACUGUAUGGCGAGGUGAUGGCACCAAGCCAACGAUUAUCGAAUGCCAUUGCAAAUUGUGCUCGGGUCGGUGUUCUGCACGGGGCCUAUCCCGGCCAAGUUGCUACUGCCGGCAAUUUCGCCUCCCCCGGCACACCACUCGAGCUCAGCGCAGGCGCGUGCUGUGAAUUUACUGUGUACCAUCUCAUGCAGGUCGAGGACCCGUCUGACUUUCCCAUUGAAGAAAGGGUAAUUGGUGGACCCCAUCGAUCGAUCAGCCCCACAAGAACGCCAGUGAAGAUAGUCAACGGCACGACGAAUGGGACUGCCUGCGGCUGGGUCAAAACGGAAGAGAAACCGGUCAUUGAAAGUCUCAUAGACCUGGCGAGAGUGGUGCGAUCGAAGAAUUCUGGGCCUUAUGAGAUUACAUUCGACGUUAUGUUCAGCUCAUACAAGGAUUACGAAUACGUCAAAGAUCUCGACAUUCUAAACACUAAAUUUGUCAAGAGAGCCUGGCAAUGCACCGAAGACGAUAUCCUCGCGCUCAUGUGGUUCAAGCCGGCCCUAGCAUGGAAGUGCACCAUCCGACGCGCUUGGGACCAAGGUAGUUUUGGUGAGAGGGACACGUUUGGGACAGCACAACAUGGUCCGUUAAUGAGUCUACGCCUCGAUGGCGGAAGAUAG
Messenger RNA from Kockovaella imperatae, 1797 nucleotides. RefSeq lists its product as hypothetical. The record is from RefSeq and is a predicted model, not a curated record. Lineage: Eukaryota; Fungi; Basidiomycota; Tremellomycetes; Tremellales; Cuniculitremaceae. Bases 1 to 1797 code for a protein of 598 amino acids. The transcript has 8 exons.